Messenger RNA from Lachancea meyersii CBS 8951, 750 nucleotides. The record is from the annotation of a GenBank genome assembly. Lineage: Eukaryota; Fungi; Ascomycota; Saccharomycetes; Saccharomycetales; Saccharomycetaceae.
AUGUCAUUAAGCUACCAGAAAUUUCUGCUCUUUGGCGACUCGAUCACAGAGUUCGCGUUCAAUACUCGUCCCGACGAAGAAGCUGGGGAUCAAUUUGCCUUGGGGGCUGCUUUGUGCAGAGAUUACACGAGGAGGUUGGACAUCAUCCAAAGAGGAUUCAGUGGUUACACUUCCCGCUGGGCUCUCCACUUACUUCCCAAAAUCUUAGAAAAUGAGCGUUCCAGUGAGAUUGUGAUGAGCACCAUAUUUUUCGGUACUAAUGAUUCUGCUUCAGCUGGUAAGCAGCGCGUAGACUUGCCUGAAUUUACCGAGAACAUAACGAAGAUGGUGCACAUGCUCAAGGAAAGAAUGAUCAAGCCCAUUUUAAUCGGACCAGCGCUUCACGAUAGAGAGCGGUGGACUGCUUUGAAGCCAGACCAAGUCGACCAAGGCAUCUUACGCUCCAAUGAGAAUAACAAGAAAUACUCUGAGGCCCUUCAACGAAUAGCCAUAGAGGAAGAAAUCCCUUUUGUCAAUCUAUAUGAGGCUUUUAAGACCCAGGGAGGGGACCGGUGGCAAGAACUUCUAUGUGAUGGAGUUCACUACUCGGGAAAGGGCUAUAAAGUGUUUUAUCAUGAGCUUCUCAAAGCUAUUCGAUCGGCAUUUCCUGAGCUCGCACCAGAAAAUAUUGCCUACAAGCUUCCUGGCUGGAGAGAUGUAAAGGAAGAUGGUUCGGACCUUAUGCAACUGUUAAAGGGAUCCGACUUGUGA